This is a messenger RNA of Suncus etruscus (white-toothed pygmy shrew), 942 nucleotides long. RefSeq names its product olfactory receptor 491-like. Gene Ontology annotation, biological process: sensory perception of smell; G protein-coupled receptor signaling pathway. The record is from RefSeq and is a predicted model, not a curated record. The transcript has a single exon. Gene Ontology annotation, cellular component: membrane. NCBI's taxonomy places the organism in Eukaryota, Metazoa, Chordata, Mammalia, Eulipotyphla, Soricidae. Bases 1 to 942 code for a protein of 313 amino acids. Gene Ontology annotation, molecular function: olfactory receptor activity; odorant binding; G protein-coupled receptor activity.
AUGGAGAAGAUGGAGACAGAAAACCACACCAGUGUGACGAAACUUAUCCUUUUGGGGUUAACACAGGAUCCUACACUUGGUGUCAUCUUGUUUGUGAUAUUUCUAGGUAUAUAUGCUGUUAUUUUAACAGGCAAUAUCAGCAUAAUUACUUUGAUAAGAAGUUGUUCCCAACUGCAAACCCCCAUGUAUCUUUUCCUCAGUCAUUUGGCCUUUGUGGAUAUUGGGUUUUCCACAUCAGUCACACCUAUAAUGCUUAUAGGAUUCCUUAAAUAUAGAAUGACCCUCCCUGUUGCAGGCUGUGAAGCCCAGCUGUGUUCUGUGGUCUCAUUUGGAACAACCGAAUGCUUUCUGUUGUCUGCCAUGGCCUAUGACCGCUAUGUGGCCAUUUGCUCCCCCCUGCUCUACCCCACCCAAAUGUCCCCUAGAGUUUGUGCCAUCUUAUUGGGAGCCUCUUACAUAGGUGGAUGUGUAAAUGCUUGGACAUUUACUAGUUGUAUAUUGAGUGUGUCUUUCUGUGGGCCAAAUGAGGUUGAUCACUUCUUCUGUGAUUUUGCCCCUUUGUUGAAACUUUCCUGCUCAGAUGUCUCUGUUAUAGGAAUUAUUCCUUCUGUCUCUUCUGGAUUGGUUAUUAUGUUUACAGUUUGUGUUAUAUCUCUCUCUUACAUCUUCAUCCUCAUCACAGUCCUGAAGAUGCGCUCCAAGGAAGGGCAAAACAAGGCUUUCUCCACCUGUACCUCCCACCUCACUGCAGUUACUCUCUACUAUGGGACUAUAUUCUUUAUUUAUGUCAUGCCUAAAUCCAGUUAUUCAACUGAGCAGAACAAAGUGAUAUCUCUGUUCUAUACUGUGGUGAUUCCCAUGUUGAAUCCACUUAUUUAUAGCCUGAGGAAUAGAGAUGUGAAGGAAGCCCUGAGAAAAUUAACUAUUGGAAUAUUUUCUUAA